AUGUCUGUGGCUUGGCUUUCCACCGAGGACGACGAUAGGGAGUCCAAAAAGGCCAAGAAGAUGGCCUUACCCAUGCUAGGCUUCUUAGAUGAAGAUAAGGUUGGAACCAUCCAACCCCAAAAUGACGCCCUGGUUGUCACGCUCAGGAUUGGAGGAUAUGAUGUGAAAAGAGUGUUAGUAGAUCAGGGCAGCGCUAUGGAAGUAAUGUACCCUAACCUAUACAAGGGGCUAAACUUAAAACCCAAGGACUUAACGGCAUACGAUUCCCCUCUGGUAAGCUUCAAGGGGAAAACCGUUACUCCAAGGGGCCAGAUUAGACUGCCCAUACAUACAGGUUCGGACGUAGUGGAGGUGGAUUUCAUUGUGGUUGAUGCUUAUUCACCCUACACGGCCAUUGUCACUAGGCCUUGGCUUCAUGCCCUGGGAGCUGUCUCUUCCACCCUGCACCAGAAGGUGAAGUACCUGUCGGAAAGCCAGGUCAAAGAGAUUAUAGGGGACCAGACCAUGGCUAGACAAUGCAUGGUGGCUGCCGUCUCACGCCAACACAAUGUUGAGCCCUCGACCUCUGCUGAAACCAACUUAUAG
Quercus lobata is the source of this 585-nucleotide messenger RNA. RefSeq lists its product as uncharacterized. NCBI's taxonomy places the organism in Eukaryota, Viridiplantae, Streptophyta, Magnoliopsida, Fagales, Fagaceae. The transcript has a single exon. The record is from RefSeq and is a predicted model, not a curated record. Bases 1 to 585 code for a protein of 194 amino acids.